This is a messenger RNA of Zerene cesonia (dogface butterfly), 1657 nucleotides long. Its product is annotated as chondroadherin-like. NCBI's taxonomy places the organism in Eukaryota, Metazoa, Arthropoda, Insecta, Lepidoptera, Pieridae. Bases 191 to 1621 code for a protein of 476 amino acids. Gene Ontology annotation, molecular function: protein binding. Gene Ontology annotation, cellular component: plasma membrane. The record is from RefSeq and is a predicted model, not a curated record. The transcript is spliced from 8 exons.
AGGACUUCCUAAAAAUAAAGAACAAUGUUUGUACAUCGCUUGUAUUUGUUACACGAUAUCACAAAUAAACGUUAACCAAUGAAGCGCCACUGUUUCAUAUCUUUUAUGAUAUCACUUGCCUCCUAUGUGAUAAGAUAAUAAUAGAUCUUUGUAUGGUGUACGAGCAGUGUCCUUUCUAAUUUCGAAGAAAAUGUUCCUUUUACGUGAUGUACCCGAAGUGUUAGUGAUAUUAAGUGUCCUAGUUUACGGAUCUCACGCGCAAGAUGACAAGAAGAGCCCCUGUGACAUUUUCGUUCAAGAUGUAAACAAUCUAACAUUGAAUUGUUCGCGGCGUAAUAUUGAUAAAAUUCCACUGUGGCCUGAGGAAAUUAAAGGUCUAGGAGAAAAAGAUAGUCAUGUACUCAUUACGUUCUUUAACAACAGUAUAACCAAUGUCACACAAUUGGCCCCCGUGCCAGGCAACAAAAUUGCAAUUAGCUUCAAGUCGAAUAAAAUUGUUGAAAUUGAAGAUGACGCAUUCAGAAAAAUUGAUCGAAUGGUUUACUUGGAUCUGAGCAAAAAUUAUAUUUCAGGAGAAGUGUUACGGAGCGAAAUAUUCCAAGGGCCCUAUAAAAAUGGGGUGUAUAGUGACAUUGCACUAGAGACUUUGAAUCUAGGCUUUAAUGAGAUUCACUCCUUGGACAGAUAUCUGUUCCAGUAUACGCCAAAUUUGACGAGGCUGUACCUAAACAACAACCCAAUAGAAAUCCUAGAUCAUGUGACUAUACUUGCUUUGUCGAGCGCGACCAAACUCGAGGUUCUCGACUUAUCUAAGACGGACAUCGACAACAUACCGCUGGAUGCGUUUAAGGGUCUCGUGAAGCUGCGACAAAUAGAUCUGUCUGGGAACUUCUUCUUGAACGUCCCCGAGAGCCUGAGUAUCGUUGGAAAAACUUUACAGUACUUGACGUUCAACAACAACCCGAUAAUUGAGCUGAACGAUGACAGUUUUGUAGGAUUAACUAAUCUACUAGAAUUAGAAGUUGGCGAAAACGAGAAUCUUCAAGAAGUGAAACGCAGUACAUUCUCCCCGCUCACUAAACUCCGAGUACUUCAUCUCUGUCACAAUAAAAAUUUAAGAUACAUCAGUCACAAUGCCUUCCGAGGACUUAAAGAUAAAUGGACGUUAAAAGAGGUAUAUCUCGAUGACAAUAACUUGAGCGAGCUUGCGACGGACCUUAUGCCGUGGAACAAGUUAGAGGUUCUGGGCAUGACGGGCAACAGCUGGCUAUGUAACUGUGAUUUAGCUAAUAUCGUCACCAAACAGGAAGCCGGCUCAAAAUUUAGAACUGGAGAAAUACCUUAUUGUGCAGCGCCUAUGAGAUUGAACGGAGCGUUCAUUACAAACAUCACUGUGUCUUUCUGUCCCACAUUUGACACUACUUUUGCACCAAAGAGAGGAUUCUCCUUCUCAGACUUAAGACCAAAACAUAUUUUAUGGAGUAUUUUAGGUGUAGGAACAGUAGUAGGUAUUGGUAUGAUAUGUGGAAUUAUUUUUAAUGCCGCUAAAACAUGCUACAAGAAAAAAUUAAGUCAACCAAUUCGUUAUGUAAACAUAAAUUCAGAGUCAAGUUUUGCGUAAGCAAAAUAUUAUUUAUGUUGUAUUAUAAACAGUUUA